This is a messenger RNA of Tupaia belangeri chinensis (Chinese tree shrew), 942 nucleotides long. RefSeq names its product divergent-paired related homeobox (gene DPRX). The transcript has 3 exons. Gene Ontology annotation, cellular component: nucleus. NCBI's taxonomy places the organism in Eukaryota, Metazoa, Chordata, Mammalia, Scandentia, Tupaiidae. Gene Ontology annotation, molecular function: DNA-binding transcription factor activity, RNA polymerase II-specific; RNA polymerase II cis-regulatory region sequence-specific DNA binding. The coding region runs from base 1 to 765 and encodes 254 amino acids. Gene Ontology annotation, biological process: regulation of transcription by RNA polymerase II. The record is from RefSeq and is a predicted model, not a curated record.
AUGCCAGGCCCAGAAGGGGCUCCCACAGGUAAGCGGAGGGCUGGGGUGGGGGGCGAGCAUGGGAAGUCGCUGCGAGCUGGCUCCGGGGACGCGGGCAGGGAGGCGGCUUUGAGGAGGCCCAGCUUCAUCCACGAGGAGUGUGAUGUUCCCGGCCGUUGUCAUCGCUGUCACCGGAGGGAGUCACCAAACCCAGAGGGAGGCCGAUUUGGGGGUUUGGAUCCCAAACCCUCCUCUUGCACUCACCAGAAUUCACAAAGGAGGCGAACCAUAUUCACAGAGAAGCAGCUAGAAGACUUGAACUUCUUGUUCAGCAAGAACCCGUACCCACACCCCAGCCUUCAGAAGGAGAUGGCCUUAAAAAUGGAUCUACAUCCAACGGUGCUGCAGGUUUGGUUCAAGAACCACCGAGCGAAGCUUAAGAGGGCAAGGCUGAAGUUCGCCCAGCAGCACCCCGACACCCCGCAGCACCCCGACGCCCAGAGAGAGCAGCUCCUUGGGGGUGGCGUCAAAACCAGAGCUUCCCAGAGGGACAUGGACCCAGCACCCGGAUCCCCGGACCAUGCCUGCCCAGCCCCCCUAGUUUACACAGACAGCCGGACACCCUCAUUCCAGCUCAGUGUAUGCUCCAACAUCAGGGCCCCCGCAGACCCCUCCGCUGGCCACAAAAUAGUGCACUUCGGCUGUUGCCGGGAUCCGAACAUAUACUGUCUGUCUCCCAUCCUGGAGCCCCUGGUGCGCUCCCGAAGCCUCAGUCCUCGUUCUUAGCGUCAGUUCUCCUUCCCUGGGCUCUUCGGGGACACCAGAAAGAGGUGGGACACAGCGGUCACACUGCCACGCCUCCCAACGCAGGAACGCCGCCAGCCAUAAGGAACAAAGCAGAGACGCGGCAUCAGGGACAGAUGGCAAAAACAUCAGAGAGGGCCAAGGGGGCGAGGGGUGGGA